This is a messenger RNA of Paracoccidioides lutzii Pb01, 972 nucleotides long. RefSeq lists its product as hypothetical. The record is from RefSeq and is a predicted model, not a curated record. The transcript has 2 exons. Bases 1 to 972 code for a protein of 323 amino acids.
AUGGCCAGGAUGUAUGCGGUUGACACAUCCUGUCUGUUAUCCCUUGCUGCGACUCUCCACAAUAAAUGCCCGGAAUUAUAUUCCGUUAGCUUUGAAUCGGAGAUUCGCCGGUAUAGAAACCCGGAUUGGAAUAUGGCUAUGAUCCGAUCACGCCCAACUUCCAUAACACUCUCAGACAAGGAGGUCAACUCCUGUUCCCAGAGGAUUCUGCUUUCUCGAAUACUCGAAAGGGGCAGGUCUCCGUUGGUAUCGCCAACUCCUCGACGAGUCCAGUCCUCAUCUGAAGGGCCAGCCUCCACUCAUUCCUAUCUUGUUCCUGACUCCAGCAGCUUCGAGGAAUUUGUGGAUUGUGGUUCUGGUGAUUGCGGCAGCUCGCCAGUUGUCAGCACCGGUAAACAUAAACGGGAGAUUUCGUCCCCGGGGCCAAAUGCAGAAACACCACCACCUCCUCCUCCUCCACCUCCUCCGUCUCCUCCGUCUCCUUCUCCGCUGGAGUCUCUACCGUCCAGCACUGAUACCAAACUAGCCGAGCAGCUGGAUUCGAUAACACUGAACUUCACAUCAUUUCUUUCACCGUCCACCUGGCUUGGUCCGUUUGCUCUGACCUCUGGAUACGUUGGCGGAUAUAUAUACCCGGAAAAGGGGUUCUUCGUACCGUCAAAGCUCCCCGAGUGCAAUCGAGAAACAGUAGGCUAUCAAAUAAAACCUCACGCUUCUUCAAAAUUAACAGAGCCUCGAGAUCCCAUCAGCACCCUUCUAAGCUCGAUAGACCCAAAUAGAGGACUCUCAAUUCUAGGUUAUUGUCUUCCUAAUUUGAAAUCGUCCAACCCAGCAGCCCGUAUUUCUCCCUGUCCCCAAUCACCUCUAUCUACAUCUCCACAUUCACUUUCUCAGAAUAUCAAUUCAGAAAGUGAAGACCCCGACCACUUUUACCAGAAGUUAGAGGCAGCUCUUCUCGACACAGUGAAAUGA